ACCACUUCCAGAGUCACUUUAAACAUAGCUUAAUAGGCUACUGACAACGUUACAAGUGACCCAAUGAUUUUGUGUGCGUGUGUCUACUCAUUUCCUAUUGUUUUAUUCAUUUUAUCUUUAUUUUAAACAUCAUCAUCACUUUUUUGGCGACAAAGGAACUUUGCAUCUUGCUGGCAUCACUGUAGUGGAUAUUCCGCCUCCUCCUGUUGGAUACCAUAGCCCGUGCUUACACUGUCACACACACCCACUAAAGAAACUGAAUCCCAAGUAAUACCGAACCUGUACCAGCAGCUGAUCGGCGGUCCUGCGUGGGGCUCCAGACUCUGCAAGUAUUGAAAAAUCCUUACUCUGCAUUCAUGAUGAAGGCAGUUUUGACCAUUGUGUGUUUCCUGCUCAUCCUUACGACUAGUCUGACAGCCAUUAAUGCUCAGAAAUGUAAGACAGGUCCUCUUGAUCUGGUCUUCAUCAUUGACAGCUCCAGGAGUGUACGGCCAUUUGAAUUUGAAACGAUGAGAAAGUUCAUGAUUGAUAUCAUCCAUGCUGUGGACGUUGGACCUGAAGCAGCUCGAAUAGGAGUCGUCCAGUAUUCCAGUCAAGUCCAAAAUAUAUUCUCACUGAAGAGCUACACCAAGAAGUCUGACAUGGUGAAAGCUAUUAACGAGAUUAUUCCUUUAGCCCAAGGAACAAUGACAGGGCUUGCUAUCCAAUAUGCCAUGAAUGUGGCCUUUACUGUCCAAGAGGGUGCUCGUCCCAAAAUUCCAAAGGUUGCAGUGAUUGUGACCGAUGGACGGCCACAGGAUCGUGUAGCAGAAGUCUCUACUCAAGCACGAGGAAUGGGCAUUGAAAUUUAUGCUGUGGGUGUACAAAGGGCUGAUAUGAACUCCCUGAGGGCCAUGGCAUCUCCUCCUCUGGAAGAGCAUGUCUUUCUCGUUGAAUCCUUUGAUCUCAUUCAGCAGUUUGGAAAACAGUUCCAAGACAAACUCUGUGGACUUGAUUUGUGCACUGAAAUGGAUCAUGGCUGCCAGCACAUCUGUGUGAGCACUCCUGGCUCUUAUCACUGCGAAUGCAAUCCAGGAUACAAACUCAAUGAAGAUGGAAAGACUUGCUCAGCUAUUGACCUGUGUGCAGAAGGCAAGCACGACUGUGAACAAAUCUGCAUCAGCUCUCCAGGCUCUUACUCUUGCCGCUGUCGAGCUGGCUACCAGCUCAACCAGGACCAAAAGUCAUGCUCAAUGAUUGACUACUGUUCAUUUGGGAACCACAGUUGUGAACAUGAGUGUGUCACCGUGCUGAAUGGUUAUUUUUGUCGCUGCCAUGAAGGCUAUGUCCUGCAAAGUGAUGGCAAGAUCUGCCAGGCUAAAGACCUGUGCAAUUCUGUGGACCAUGGAUGUGAGUUCAAAUGUCUCAGCACUGUUGGAUCAUACUAUUGUGUCUGCCCUGAGGGCCAGCUUCUCCAGAGUGAUGGCAAGAGUUGUGGCAAUCCAGCAUGUAGGUCUGCAAAUAUCGACUUGGUCCUUGUCAUAGAUGGCUCCAAAAGUGUAAGGCCCCAAAAUUUUGAGCUGGUAAAGCAGUUUGUGAACCAGAUAGUGGACAGUCUUGAUGUGUCAGCCCAUGGCACCCGCAUCGGCCUUGUGCAGUACUCCAGCCGAGUACGUACCGAGUUCCCCCUAAACCAGUAUCAAACUCCGGAGGCCAUCAAAAAUGCAGUACUAAAAGUGGAAUACAUGGAGAAAGGAACCAUGACAGGACUGGCACUAAAGCAUAUGGUGGAGAACAGUUUCUCUGAGGCAGACGGUGCCAGGCCACUGGGCAGAAACAUCCCUAGAAUUGGACUGGUCUUUACAGAUGGACGCUCCCAAGACGACAUCACUGAAUGGGCAAAGAAAGCUAAAGAUGCCGGCAUUACCAUGUAUGCUGUUGGUGUGGGAAAAGCUGUGGAGGAAGAGCUCAGGGUGAUUGCAUCGGAUCCAGUGGAUAAGCACUUCUUCUACACCACUGACUUCACUGCAAUAAAUCAAAUUGCAGACAACUUGAAACUCAAUAUUUGUGGAGAGGAGAGUCAAGGGGAAGUUGAAGUGAAGGACCCCUGUGCUUGCGAGAGUCUGGUGGAAUUUCAGGAGACCACAUUAUCCACUUUGGAGCAACUCUCCAAAAAACUUGCUCAGAUGACAGCACGACUUGAAGAUCUUGAAAACCAGAUGGCCACUAGAAAGUAAAGCCUAUUAACCAGCCCCAAGAGUGACAGGGCAUUUCAGCUGUGUUUUAGGGACUAGGGUGAGGGUGGGUACAGGGUAGGGAUCCACACUGGGAGUGAAAUAAAAUAUUCAUGUGCAAAAUGGGAAAGUCAAAACACAAGAUACUCGAUUGGAUCCACAAGAUGUUAGCCACAUGCUAGCUACUUCCUAAAUUGAAGAAAAAUGUGCAAUAGAAGUGUGCUGUGUUUAAGAAGAAGGCAACAACCCUAUCUUUUUCAACUUGAUGUUAAUGUGUGUCUUGCAAAUUAUAUAUAAUUAUUGGAUGCAAAUUUUGAAUCUAAACCUUUCUCCUAAGUGAUUUUCUAUACUUUUAAAAAUGUUAAUACAUAUUUCUCCUGUUUUGUACGUUGCUACUAUGUAGGUUUUUGUUAGUUGCUUUAAAUAAUGAUGAGCAGAAGCACAAAUUACCUCUUGGACUUGGGCACUGGUUUUCUAGUUUAAGCAUUCUUUAAAAUGGCAUGCUGGAAUUUAAACACGCAGGUGUUACUAAUUAUGCAUGGCAUAGCACCAUGGAAACUACCAGAUGGCACUUUACUGUGCCUCAGUAUCUGCUUGACUGACACAGACUAUUGACUAUGCCAAAGGGCAGGACUCAAUACUAAAUGUGCACAAAGUUGAUGCUGAUUUUCUGAGGGACACCAAGAAGGGUAAAAGUGAACUAAGGUCAAAAAGACUGUAAAUACUUUAGUUUUUGGAUACUUAAACAUGUUAAUAUUGGUUUUAUUUUUCCAUAAGACAUAUUAGUAAAUGAAAUCAUUCUGUUCUUCCUAAAUAGAAAUAAAUUGGAAAUGAAAACAGGAAAUAAUUACUCUGAAUUAAUUAUGGUAAAUGAUUAUUUUCAUGAUCAACAGUUAGCACUCUUGCUUCACAGCCCCAAAGUCCAAGGUUCAAAAUCCGAUCAAGCCAUUAUCAUUAUGGGGUUUUAUCUCCAUAUACUCCAGUUUCUUUCCAUUUUCCAAAAAAACAAGAAGGUUACAUUGAUUGGUGAAUCUGAAUAUUCUCAAUAUAAAUGACUUACAACUGAGGUGGACUGGUGUUCUUGUCCAGGAUAAAUUUCUGUCUUUUGCCUAAUGUAGCCAGAUUUGUUUGUGGUUUCUUGUGAUUCUAAGCUUGAAUUAAGGUGGUUCAAUUAGGAAAUGAAGGAAUGGAUGGAAGAGUGAAGCAAUCUAAAAUUUCCAGUGUGUCAUUAAGUGGCACCCAAUGCAGUCAUGGUGAUAAUAUAUAACAGAGCUAGCCCAAAUCAUUUGACCAGUUAAUGGAAAAUUCUAUUUUAAGCAAAACCAAUAUAGCUGUCCAUAAUGUUGAUCUUCACUUGUUUUUUCUGCUUCUGGAUUAUACAUUUCUGCAGUUUUGAGGCAUUAGUAAUUAGUGCAGCUGUAAGGAUGCUCCUGAUGAGGGAGUGACUGUCAUACCAACAGUUCUCAUUGCACCGUUUUCCCAUUUCCACUGAUUCAAGAUGUAAGUGGAAUGCCCAAAGCAGUGUCUUACUGUGCAUGUCAUUGGCCGAGGUUGUAAGGUCAGACGUGUUUGUAUCCCUUUUAAAAAAAUACAUUUUAUAAAAUGCAGAAUGACUAUUUCUUUAUGUAUUCAAGUGUUGAUUCAACUAAAUAAACACUUAUUUUCCACA
This is a messenger RNA of Polypterus senegalus (gray bichir), 3882 nucleotides long. It is a transcript of the gene matn4, whose product is annotated as matrilin 4. Gene Ontology annotation, molecular function: calcium ion binding. The record is from RefSeq and is a predicted model, not a curated record. The transcript is spliced from 11 exons. NCBI's taxonomy places the organism in Eukaryota, Metazoa, Chordata, Cladistia, Polypteriformes, Polypteridae. The coding region runs from base 357 to 2216 and encodes 619 amino acids.